Spirodela intermedia is the source of this 1164-nucleotide messenger RNA. NCBI's taxonomy places the organism in Eukaryota, Viridiplantae, Streptophyta, Magnoliopsida, Alismatales, Araceae. The record is from the annotation of a GenBank genome assembly.
AUGUUUUGGGUCGUCACCGUCGUUUUUAUCGCAGUCUGGAUAGUCGUGGCAUUCACCUGCGGAUGCGCCAGCAGCUGUAGUGUAGACGUUGGCAUUCACGGUGGUGGCGGAAUGGGUAAUGUUAUCAUCGACGGUGGUGGUUGUGGCGGCGGGAGUGGCUGUGGUAGCGGUAGGGCCGGCGAUGGACGAGACUAAAAACGAAAUGAAGUGGGAUGCAUUGGUAGCUAAACCGUCAUCUUUGUUAAUUUUCUAAGAGGAUGCAAUCCAGACGUUUUUUAUUUUGGUGGAAUCAUGAUUAAAUGCUUGGAUGAGAUGCAUUUUAUCAUAAAAUGGUGGAUAAGAUGUUACUAUGCGAGAUUGCACUUUAGCUGACGAAAGAUAAUAAAAUGUCCUCCAGAACAUGAAGAAUGACAAAAUGAGACUUGCAUGGGUAUCCAUUUAUGAUGUGGGGGCUACUUCCGUGAAUCACAAAAUGCAUCUCCUAUGAUUUGAUCUCCUUAGAUGAGGGGGUGAAAUUUAUGAUAAGAGAAAAUUGUAACGAUAAAGAUUAAAGCAUUCUAUUAAAGUAUAAUCUUAAUCCCAAGCCAUACAUUUUAAUUGAUCAUGAGAAGGCAAUAUCUUAUGACGAUAAACUAGGAAGUCUCCAAUUUCUAAUUGAUUUCAAGUUAAAUCUUGGAAUUAUUGUUUACUGAAGAUAUGUUGCUAGGCUCAUAGUAAUUUUUGUCACCAAGUGGCAAGUUCCACCAACCCUUGUAUUAAUUAGUUUGGAAGUAUUAUCUUCACAUAUAUAUACUUACAUGUUCCACCGAAAAUAAUAAGCAUUGUUCCACAGGCAAACGCUAUGAAAUGCUCGUGCCUUCAUAGCCCUAGCAAGGCGUGAUACUAAUCUUAAGCAUUUUUCAAAUCAAUAAUUAGUUUUGGAUAUAUUAGUUAUUGAAUUACAUCUAAUAAAUAGCAUCUACAGUGGAACUAUCAGGCGACUUCUCAGACUUUUUAGAGCCAUCAUUUGGUCAACAAACCCGCGGCAGGUCUGCUUUCGUCCCUUCCUCCGUGGUGGUCUGAGAAAUGGCCAGGAAGAAACUUCUCACUACCCAUGGCUAAGUGCCGAAGCUGAUAACCAGUAUCCGAACAGAAAUGGAAUAUUGAAGUCAACGCGAGAUCUAG